AUGUACAUAUAUUAUACUAAGCGCAGCAGAAAGAUUGGCACCAUGCGUCCGGUAAUCCCAAAACGUGGAGAGAAAGAUUUUGAGCCCGCUCCAGGAGGGGGUUCGGGUCUUCAAGUCCAUGUGUUGGACCGAGCACGCGCUGCGAUGUUCGACGCCCUCAAAGCUGAUCGCGCUAUAUCUAGUAAAUCUGCUAGCUAUGGCAUCUGGUUCCCGCAAAUAUCUCGCGUUCACGUCACCGUUGCCAGAGGCAUCCACUUUUCUGUCAUGGGCCAUUCAGCAGCACGGCCCACAUCAAUUGAUAACGGCUCGGCGAAGCUGCAGAAGAGACUAGAGUUACUGCCAGAAGAGGCACUUUAUCUAAUUGAAAGGGGUGCUUUGUUCUGCUGGAAAGACAUUCAAGCAGAUUUGACUGGAUUGGAUGACGUUGAAGGUGCUCCGAUGUCUGUUCAACAGGCUUUUGCAGAAAUAAUUGGGAAGGAAGAUCUGACGCUCGAAAAAUAUCAGGUCUUUGCAUACCUGAGGCGCUUGGGGUAUGUCGUCACCCGCACAGAUCCACCCAGUCCCAGUUAUCCAGUACCCCCACCUCGCCUAAGGAGUGAAGCAACUCCCUCAUUCUGCCGAAGAUCAUUAUCAAUCUUCUCGCUGUUUACGACGAGUGUUUUGAGAUUUUGGAGAGGGUCGUUCAAUUGGUGGAAACCACUCAGGAUAAGUCGGUUGAUACAUUACAAUAAAUCAUAUGGCAAGGUCCUCAAGUCUCUGCGAGUCAUACCUGCAGGUCACUCCGUCACGCCUCAUUCAAGUUGUGCGACUCCUGUCACACCCUCGUCUCCAUACAAGAUAUUCUACAACAUGUACAAGCCCUCGACCAACUUUCGGAAAACUACUCCCCCACAACCUGAUUUCCAGAUUGUCAUUAUCAAUGCGCGAACCGCUUUGGUGCCCUCUCUGUACGAAUUAACGGAGCUAUUCAAUGUUCUUCCGGAAACUCCCCCACCUCUCCCACGAAAGCGCGGAGCACCUCCGGUAGUUCAAUCAUUCCCUGCAGCAGUUGCGUCGCCCGUCAACACAUCAAUAUUCAAAUAUAUAUUCUCGUGGUUGUUGCCAUUAUCAACGCCACAGCCUAUAUCAUCUCAACCACGGCCGCAUCCAUUUGCAGCACUCAAGGCUGGCAAAAAGAAUAUAGUCAUCGCGGCUGUGGACUCGGGUAACAUCAGUUUCUUUCGAUUCAGCCAAGGCGCUUUUGAAGAGUGGCCGACUCUCUAGCGUCUUUAGCGCUCGAGCUCCGGUCUUUUCGCCACGAAAAAGUACACGCUUACGUACAAUGUCAUGUAUACAGAUGACAGACUAUUGCAUGUUGCGGCUCCCUCCAAAGUGCAGAAUUGUACAAAGCACUCUGGUUGAGUGUUGUGUGCAGAGCUGCAGAGACGUCGGGACCUUCCGCCGUGGAGAUGGGGUAGCUGCUAGCACUGAAUCUGGCCAAUAGUGAGACCACUGUUAGAAUCUAUAUCCACGCUGCCAGUUCAUACGUACUCGCAGCAAGCCUUCGGAAUAGUCAGGCAGAAAUUCCAGCGGGCAUUUGUGUGAUUGUUGUUUCGAGAUCAACGUGCCUCGAAACCAUAAUUCACGCAAAUGCGCAA
Molecule: messenger RNA, 1637 nt
Organism: Suillus plorans
Lineage: Eukaryota; Fungi; Basidiomycota; Agaricomycetes; Boletales; Suillaceae
Product: tRNA-splicing endonuclease subunit sen54 N-term-domain-containing protein
Exons: 5
Coding region: 1-1263 (420 amino acids)
Biological process (GO): tRNA-type intron splice site recognition and cleavage
Cellular component (GO): tRNA-intron endonuclease complex
Source: RefSeq, a predicted model, not a curated record